UUGGCGUUCUCUCUCUCUCUAGUUUCUUAUAUAUAAAAUCUUCACAAUAACGUUUGUUUAGUAUCCAUUACUUUAACUUUUUGUUUUCAAUCUGUCUUCUGAUCUCAGACGUCCAUGGAACCUCAGCUCACUGCUCCUAACCAGUUCAAGGAGACUUGGAAACACACACUUCUUUUGUCAUUUCAGAGCCUUGGAGUAAUAUAUGGUCAAAUGAGUACUGCUCCCUUGUACGUCUUCGGGACAUUGACUGCAGGCGAUAUCCCAUCAGAGGAUACCGUUUAUGAACUAUUCUCCUUCAUUUUCUGGACUAUUAACUUCAUUUCUUUACUCAAGUAUGCAUUUAUAGUAUUAACAGCUGAUGACAACGGAGAAGGUGGUACUUUUGCUUUGUAUUCACUUCUGUGUAGGCAUGCCAAAGUUGGUUUGCUUCCAAAUGAAAGUAGUGCUAAUGACGUUAUGCAUUAUGAGACGGGAAGUCCUUUCAAGAUAAAGGCAGAAUCAAGGGCUCGAAGAGCCAUAGAAAAACUUAGAUGUAGCCAUUAUUUGAUGCUGUUCCUGGCUCUUUUCGGUUGCUGCAUGACAAUUUGCAUUGGGGUGCUUACCCCAACUCUUUCUGUCUAUUCAGUUUCAUCUGGAAUUCAAAGAUCAUUGUCGGAUAUUUCACACAGAAAUGUCCCGGUUUCCACUGCAUCUGCUAUAUUGGUGUGCCUCUUCACACUACAGCACUACGGGACUCGUAAAAUUGGGUUUAUUUUUGCUCCAAUUGUCGUCGUUUGGCUGUUCUUUAUUGGUGGAGGGGGUGUAUAUAACAUUUUCCACUGGAACAAAGAAAUUCUCCUUGCUACAUCCCCCAUGUACAUGUACAGAUUUUUCAGGAAUAUUCACAUCAAAAGUUGGAGGUCAUUAGGCAGCAUUGCUUUAUGUGUAGCAGGAUCGGAAGCAAUGUUUACAUCUCUAGGUCAUUUCAGAAGGAAAUCAAUCAAGAUGACAUUUGUAUGCUUCAUAUAUCCAGUCCUUGUUUUAAGCUACGCCGGUCAGGCUGCAUAUAUCUCCAAAAACUUGGAUGUUAAAGAUUUCAAUCAUCUCAGUCAAUCCAUACCUAAACAAAUGCGCCACUGGUUUGUAGCAUUUUCCCUUCUUGCUUCUGUUGUGGGAAGCCAGGCAACCAUAACAGCAUGUUUCUCCAUUAUAAAUCAGUGCCUGGCACUUGGUUGUUUUCCGAGAGUAAAAGUUAUUCAUACAUCAGAUAAGAUACACGGGCAGGUCUACAUUCCUGAUAUCAACUGGCUAUUGAUGGUUCUAAGCCUCCUUGUUACGAUUGGUUUCCAUGAUAUUAUCAAAAUUGGUAGCGCGACAGGUUUGGCUGUAAGUUCUGGAAUGCUUGUAACGACUUGUCUCAUGUCACUCGUAAUUGCGCUAUACUGGGAGAAAAGUUUGUUUGAGUCCGUCUGCUGUCUAAUAUUCUUUGGAUCCAUUGAGGUGAUGUAUGUAUCGGCUUGUAUGUUGAAUUUUCACAAGGGAGCUUGGUAUUUUGUUGUCCUUUUGGCAUUGUCCUUGACUAUCAUGCUUUCAUGGCAUUACGGAACCAAGAAGAAGCUCGAAUUUGAUAUACAAAACAAGGUCUCUGCAGAAUGGCUUACAGGCAUUAGCCCCGGCCUAGGAGUUACUAGGGUACCCGGGAUUGGUUUCAUUUAUAGUGAUAUAGUGACAGGAAUUCCAGCUUUCUUCUCACACUUCAUUACCAAUCUUCCAGCGUUUCACCAAGUUCUGAUUUUCGUGUCCUUCAAGUCUCUGCCAAUGCCUUAUGUCCCUCCAAGUCGGAGGUAUCUUGUUGGCAGGGUUGGCCCGAGGAAUUUUAAGAUAUAUCGCUGUGUUGUGAGAUAUGGAUAUUGUGAUCCUAUUAGGGACACUGAUAAUUUUGAAGAACAGAUUAUUAGUUCGAUUGGUGAAUUCAUUUGCAUGGAAGAAAAUGAUUUUGAUUCCCAAAAUUCAUCCGAAGGAAGAAUGGUGGUUAUUGGAAAGCCACCAGCUGAUGGAACCGGAAGUGCUUUGAUUCCUUUGAAUGAUACUAAUUCAUAUGAGAUAGAGUGUGUAAGUAUGGCGAGCAACGAAACUCGGUCUCCAUUAGAUGAUGCAAUCGAGAGUGGUUUUGUGCCGGUGGUGAGAAAAAAAGUCCGGUUCAUGUUGCCUCCGAAUAGUCCGCAAAUGCACGUAUCUGUGAGGGAGGAGCUGCAAGAACUGAUUGAUGCUAGGGAGAGUGGGACUGCAUACUUCUUAGGGCAGGUGCAUUUAGCAGUGCGUGACGGAUCAGACAUUCUAAAGCGAUUGCUGAUCAUGACUUAUGUGUUUCUUGAUAAAAAUUGCAGAGAGCCUCCAGUUGCACUCAAUAUUCCUCAUGCUGCUCUUGUUGAGGUUGGCAUGGUCUGUUGCAUAUGAAUUGUAUUGCCAGACACCGUGCGGGCAGGGGAUCGAGCAACGAGUUGUACAGAGAGCGAGAGGAGAAAAGGAGGAGGACAGAAUCUGGGAUCGGAGGAGAUAUAAGAAACCAGUACUGCUAGUUUAAGUGCCUAACUUGUACUACAAGAUGUUAGGAGUAAAAUCUAUAGUCCAUAUAUGAACAAGUAUUUGUGGCCAGGAGUAAUGCUACGUGCAUGCCUUGCAUAUCCUUUAAGCGGUGGAUCGGGAAGAGUUCCUCUCCGGAUCUCUUCCACCAAAGCUAUCAAGUUCACUCAUUCGAAUUUUUAAAAUUUGAUUUAAUGAUUAUAAAUAGAAGGUCUCUGAAAAAGUUAUAGAUGAAAUUUCAAGAGUUUGAAUGAAUGAACUUAAUGACUUUGAUGGAAGAAAUCCGAAGAAGAUCUCUUUCCCGGUAGAUCACAUUCACCUGUUAAAUUAAUUUUCUUGAAGUAUUCAACGUGAUUGAUCACUGACAUUUUUACUUUCUGUAUAAGACCAAGUUAUUUAAUACCAAAUUAAAAUAGCUAAGAACCCAACAGGAUUCUUUCCGGAUCUUUUUGGUAAGGAUUC
Pyrus x bretschneideri (Chinese white pear) is the source of this 3024-nucleotide messenger RNA. Its product is annotated as potassium transporter 2-like. Gene Ontology annotation, biological process: potassium ion transmembrane transport. The transcript has 9 exons. NCBI's taxonomy places the organism in Eukaryota, Viridiplantae, Streptophyta, Magnoliopsida, Rosales, Rosaceae. Gene Ontology annotation, molecular function: potassium ion transmembrane transporter activity. Gene Ontology annotation, cellular component: membrane. Bases 115 to 2436 code for a protein of 773 amino acids. The record is from RefSeq and is a predicted model, not a curated record.